AGCAAAUAUAAACCCUUUGGAUUCUUGGCAUUGGAACUUUGUUCUCCACUUGGACCUUCAAAAUUCCAGCAACGUUACAAGCAGACCCUCCAACCCUAAAGCUAAACUCCAAAGAACCAUCAUAUACACUUCUGGGAUAGUUUGGAUUGGAUUCUUGGUUAGAACUGAGAAAUAAAGAAUGGAGGAAUCAGAAAAUAGAAAGGAGAGGCUGAAAGCAAUUCGAGAAGAAGCUGCAGAGGCUGGCGAUAAUGCUGAAGAACAAAACUCAAUAGUUCAUGGCCUUGCCAAUCCAUUGAUUGAAUCUCCUUCAGCUUCCUUUGGGCAGGAUGAGCCCAGGCCUAGAUUUGACUACUAUACUGACCCCAUGGCAGCUUUCUCUGCCAACAACAAAAAGAACAAUGUCAGCCCUCACGUUUCACAAUCGUUUAACACCCCUCCAAGACCUAUGAACGCCGGUUCUCCAGCUUAUCAUGCUCAAGGAAACUAUAACUCGGCUCCUAGAAUGUACCGGCCACGAGGAGUCAAUGCCACUCCUCUUGUAAUCCGUAGGAAAACUAGUCCCUUUUGCACACCACUAGGGAACUCCUCUAACACUUUGGAUAGCUGUCUUGGCACACCUAACAGCUACCCUCCGCCUAAUUCACCGCAAAUUGGUGAUAUUUCCAGUGAUGGCUUUCCUCAAGGAGGUGGAGCUGGUAGCCCCUACCAAGGUUCAGGAUCCAAAGGCAGGCCUUACCGAGGUUCAAGAGGAGGCGGGGGUCGAUUCAAAUUUUACUAUCACAAGUCAAUGGUGGAAGACCCAUGGAAAGCAUUGAAGCCUGUUAUUUGGAAGCCACAUGGCGAUACACGUGACUAUACGAAAUCCUGGCUUCAAAAUUCCAUUAGCACUAAAAAGGCUAAACUUGGAGAGACUCCAACAAAAUCCACUCCCGGGGAAAGCCUCGCUGAAUACCUGGCUGCUGCAUUUAGUGAAGCAAUUGGCGAAGACAUUGUGAAUAAUGAAUCUGGCACAUAAAGCUUUUGAUGCUUGGAGUUUUUAAUUAUGCCUCAUACUUCUGUAGUUUCCGCAAAUAGUAAGUUAAACUGUAGUCUAAUACCACAUCUGUAUAGUUUCCUGCUUAUUUUAAAGUACCAUUGACGCCUUAUAAGUUCCAAUCCUUGUUUCACUUUGAUUCACUAUUGGAUCAUGCCUGUGUUGGCUAGUUCUUGA
Lycium barbarum (goji berry) is the source of this 1210-nucleotide messenger RNA. Its product is annotated as protein SICKLE-like. Gene Ontology annotation, biological process: miRNA processing; mRNA splicing, via spliceosome. Bases 179 to 1015 code for a protein of 278 amino acids. The record is from RefSeq and is a predicted model, not a curated record. The transcript is spliced from 3 exons. NCBI's taxonomy places the organism in Eukaryota, Viridiplantae, Streptophyta, Magnoliopsida, Solanales, Solanaceae.